CUGCCAGAUAUCAUCACUCGAUCACUCAAUAAAGUAUAUAUAGAUCGUACUGGAAUCUAGCCCGCAAUGUCAUUUAAAGCUCCGCUCAAAACCGUACGAAGCGUCGUCGCCGAAGCAGGCCCAUCGACCGCUCGUAGAAUCUCUACAACAGCACCAGCAUGCGUAUCCGCUCAGAGUCGCAAGAUUCCCGCUGCCAGGCGAGAGAACGGAGAGGACAUGAACCCGCGUGAAUGGGCGGAACAGUUGAGGAACGUUAGAGAGUGGAAGAGCAGGCAAGAGUCGAUACGUGAACAGACGGCCAGCGUGCGACCACCAUCUUACUCUAGCCUCGCCGAAAAGAUCUCCUCGUCUGGAGACGCAUCAACUUCGUCUCCGCAUGCCCACCUCCUCUCCCAACUCAUGGCCUCCACCGCUCAUCUCGGUCAUAUCCCCUCCUCCCUCUCCCCCGCCUACAUCCCUUACAUUCAUUCGAAACGAGCCAACAUCCACCUGAUCGACCUGGAACAGACCGUGCCCCUCUUACAACGUGCUAGCGAGUUUGUCAAGCGGACCGUGGAACGGGACGGAUCGGUGUUGUUUGUCGGGACGAGGAAGGGACAUCGGGGGAUGGUCAGGAAGGCUGUGGAGAGGCUCGAGGGGAAUGGGUUCGGGGUGGCAGGGGAACGAUGGAUGCCGGGAACGUUGACGAACAGUUUGUCCUACUUCGGACCCAAACCCAUCCGAGCCGGCUCUCAUCUCCCGGACAUUGUCGUCAUCCUCAACCCGUCCGAGAACCUAGCGUUGAUCAAGGAAUGCAAUAUCUCCAACAUCCCUACCGUCGGGAUUGUGGAUACGGAUACUGACCCGAGGAUCGUCACGUACGCGAUCCCGGCCAACAUGGAGUCGAUGAGGACGGCCGAUUUGAUCGUAUCGACCAUCUCGUUGGCCGGGCAAGCCGGAAGGGAGAAGCGGUUGAAAAACAGCGCGCCUAGCAGGGGCGGGCGAUGAGACGAGCGGGACGUUUGUAAUCGAGGGUUAAACUUAUGGGCAGACUACACGACGUAUGGAAUUUUGCCCUUGCUCGGUGGAUUUGGGAGCCGAUGACGGAUUGAAGAGGCAUGGAACCGGUUAGGUCACACGGCGCAUGUGCCGAAAGGAGGCCUUCAAGCCUUGUGAAGGAAGGAAAGACUUGUCCCGGAAGCAUCCACCUUGAAUCAAUCCAGAAGACCAGAUGGCGCUGCCUGGACUGAGGACGAUACCUUUGCGGGAAAAUGAAUUGGUCCGACGACGAUACCGGCAUCCCGCAUGAUGCGCAUGCUUGGCGACCGGACGGCAAUGGCGAUGACUCGUACGUGUAUCAGGAUACGAUUUUCGAGCACAGCCGAAUGCGUGAAACAUCACAUGGACAUUGAAGGUCGAGUUUCAGCUGAACACAUCCCAGAGUCGCCUGAGAAAGCUUUGCGACCAGGUUCU
Messenger RNA from Filobasidium floriforme, 1452 nucleotides. Its product is annotated as ribosomal protein. Gene Ontology annotation, biological process: translation. Bases 67 to 987 code for a protein of 306 amino acids. The record is from RefSeq and is a predicted model, not a curated record. The transcript has 5 exons. NCBI's taxonomy places the organism in Eukaryota, Fungi, Basidiomycota, Tremellomycetes, Filobasidiales, Filobasidiaceae. Gene Ontology annotation, molecular function: structural constituent of ribosome. Gene Ontology annotation, cellular component: ribosome; mitochondrial small ribosomal subunit.